UCAAUCACGCAAUCUGUUUUUCCGCCGCCAAGAUAGAAAAUACGCCAGAAAUGUACCUGAACACACCUCAUUACCAGACCACCACGCCCACCUGUGGUUAAUAUAUUCCAAAAGUCCAUUGUUAUUUUAAAGAUGCAUGCACAAGGUGUAAAAAUAGACUGUUGAUGGGGUGUACAUGGCAACGCCACGCUACACGCCUUGCGGGGUGUAUGAUAGGCCCCUAUGUGUUUAACAGUAUAUUUAUAUAAACCUUUUUUACAGUACAUCCAAAUUUUGGUUCACGUUAUAACAUUUUUUAGUCUUUCUAAAACACUUCCAUGACCUUAACUACAGCUAGUCCAGUCACAAACAGUCUGUUUAUUCCAUGACUGUGUAUUAGCAGUGCAGGUUCUGUAUUAUCCUAUGAUGAGGUCAGCAGUUUAUUGCUGUUUAUUGAGGGCAAUUAUAAUUAUAAGAGCCCUUUGCCUGUUGCUUAAAUCAGCACUUGAAAAGGAGCCUAACAAGAUGGGGGCAGCAUUUCCCUUCAUGUUGGUGGUACUGCAACUGGUGGUCCCACCAAUGCUCUCCAUCCCUGCACCAAACCUCAGUGCAAACAAGAUCCGUCUAAACCCUGACCUGGGGGAGAUGGUCCCACCUCUUGAUGCUCAGUCUCCACUGAUACCUCCUGAUACAACCCCAGACAUAACCACUGAGGAGGAACAACCCUCACCCUUCAUGUUUGAAGACAAUGUCAGCCUGAAAUGGGUAACCUGGAAUGGCUCACUUCCAAACGGGGCUGUGAACAUCUAUAACGGUUACACUAAACGUACAGACUACAUCUGCAAAUAUAACUGUGAGGCUGGAUUCUACACUCCAAGCAAAGGGCCAUACUGCUACUAUCCUUAUGCAGAUUCUGAAUAUCCUGCUUCUAAGUUUGAGGUGUUGGUGAAUGAAGACUACUUCGAGUUCCUGGAAUGGAGAUCAGGCUCUUACGGUUCUGUGCCCCCAAACUCAGUCAGAACCUGCUCUAGAGGUGAUAUCUACGUAGGUAAGAACAAAUAUGGCCUAGGCAAAGUUGUUCCCAGACAUGAAGCCUUUUUCCUGCCUUGGGAGGGCAAGGAGUAUUGGUACAAGAAGUAUGACGUGCUCACCAUUAACAGAGACACAUAUAACCAGCAAAUCUCCCAUGUGAAGUACGCCAUUGAUAAGAUUGUUCUGCUCAACCAUCCUCCGGAGACCAUCCAAAUGGCUAAGGCCACCAAUUACGAGUGUUCCAGCAUUGAAAAGACAGUGCUGUUGGAGAAGAGCAGCACUGUGGAGAAGUUCUGGAACAUUGGCAGAGAAACGCGCAAUGGAACCCACUCAAUCAUGACCGGGAAAAUCCCAAUCAUCAACCCAGACAAUGUGGACUUCACCAAGGAACAGACCGUCAGUUUUUCAAAGGGGACAACGUUGAUCGAAACGGUCAGCCACUCCAUGUCUGUGCAGGUCCUGGUUCCUCCCAAUUACUCCUGCGCAGUUAGGAUGGAUGCUAGAAGGAUGACUGCGGAUAUUCCAUUCACAGCCCGCCUGAGUCGCACAUACAGCAAUGGAGAAACCCACUGGACCACCGUCACCGGGACGUAUGAUGGUGUGAAGAUUGGAGAGAUCAACGCUGUGGUGGAACGUUGCCAGCCCAUCCUUGAUGCUGAACCCUGCGCUCCUGAAAGUGAUUGAGACCACAAUGUGAAUUAACUUCUUUAAAAAUGUGUAUUAUACCAUGCAUUGCAAUAAAUAUGAUUAGAAGCUUC
This is a messenger RNA of Astyanax mexicanus (Mexican tetra), 1769 nucleotides long. RefSeq names its product natterin-3. Bases 403 to 1695 code for a protein of 430 amino acids. Lineage: Eukaryota; Metazoa; Chordata; Actinopteri; Characiformes; Acestrorhamphidae. The transcript has 3 exons. The record is from RefSeq and is a predicted model, not a curated record.